CAAGGACGCUGUGCAGAAGCGGGCCUCUUCUGCAUAUCGAGGUUUUCCAUUUCCUUAGUAAUGGCGGAGACAUUUCAUGCUUGCUGAUAAAACAGGAAAAAUAACAAGUAAAAUGACAGUAAAAAGCGACAAAAAGGCAAACCUCAUAUUAGAAGAAGCAGACGUUCCUUAUGAAGAGGAAAUACUGCGACACCCUUAUUCAGUGAAAUGCUGGAUGAGAUAUGUGGAGCACAAGACAACUACUGGUGGCAAGAAUCAAGCUGUAAACCUUAUUUAUGAAAGAGCGUUGAAAGAGUUGCCAGGAAGUUACAAACUUUGGUACAACUAUUUGAAGCUGAGAAGAAGACAAGUUAAGGGCAAAUGCAUAACAGAUGUUGCCUUUGAAGAAGUCAAUAAUGCGUAUGAAAGGUCCCUUGUAUUCAUGCAUAAGAUGCCAAGAAUAUGGAUAGAAUAUUGUCAAUUUAUGUCCGAUCAGAAGAAAAUUACAAGAACACGGCGGCUUCUUGACAGAGCUCUCAGGGCUCUCCCAAUCACGCAGCAUCGCAGAAUAUGGCCCAUUUACUUGAAGUUCAUUAAGAGUUACAACAUGCCUGAAACUGCUGUUCGCAUAUAUCGAAGAUACUUGAAAUUGCAGCCUGAAAAUGCGGAGGAGUACGUUGAUUAUCUGAUUGACAUUGGCUGGCUUGAUGAAGCGGCUGUUAGGCUUGCAGCUAUUGUUAAUGACGAAAAUUUCAUCUCUAAAAAGGGCAAGUCUAAUCAUCAGCUUUGGCACGAACUGUGUGAACUUAUGUCGAAAAAUCCAAGCCAGGUGAAAAGCUUAAAAGUCGGGCAGAUCAUUCACGGAGGACUGCGUCGAUUCACGGAUGGCCUAGGCCAAUUAUGGUGUUCGCUUGCAGAUUAUUAUAUACGGGCUGGUGAUUUUGAGAAGGCGAGGGACGUUUAUGAAGAAGCAAUCCAAACUGUAAUGACCGUUAGAGACUUUGGACAGGUUUUCGAUGCUUAUGCUCAAUUCGAAGAGGGUAUUAUCAACUCAAAGAUGGAGAGUUCAACGGAAGCAACGAUGACAGAGGAAGACGAAAUUGACCUCGAGCUUCGACUUGCAAGAUUCGAAAUCUUGAUGGACAGAAGGCCUUUAUUAUUGAAUAGUGUCUUGUUGCGACAGAAUCCGCACAACGUUCACGAGUGGCACAAGCGUGUAGCUCUUUAUGAAGAUAAGGUUAACGAAAUCAUCAAUACGUACACUGAAGCUGUAAAAACAGUCGACCCUAAACAGGCCAUCGGAAAGCCACAUACUCUUUGGGUAGAGUUUGCAAAGUUCUAUGAAAACCAUGACCAGAUUGAUGAGGCCCGUAUCAUUUUUGAGAAGGCUGUCAAAGUUGAAUACCGGACAGUUGAUGAUCUUGCUUCAGUUUGGUGUGAAUACGCUGAGAUGGAGAUAAGGAAAGAAAACUAUGAAAAAGCCUUGAGGUUGAUGAGAAGAGCCACUGCUAUUCCAUCAAAGAAAGCUGGCGUCAACUACCACGAUGAGAGAGAAAAAGUUCAAGAUCGUGUUCACAAGUCCCUUAAAUUGUGGUCCAUGUAUGCGGAUUUAGAGGAGAGUCUUGGCACUUUCCAGUCAACAAAGGCUGUUUACAAUCGAGUCAUCGAUUUGCGGAUUGCAAACCCACAAAUUAUUCUUAACUAUGCUUCAUUCCUUGAAGAGCACAAUUAUUUUGAAGAGUCUUUCAAGGCAUUUGAGCGAGGCAUCGCAUUGUUCAAAUGGCCCCAUGUUAACGACAUAUGGAACACUUACCUCACAAAGUUCUCCAAGCGUUACGGUGGAACAAAAUUAGAACGAGCGCGCGAUCUAUUUGAACAGUGUUUAGAAAACUGUCCUCCGAAGAAUGCCAAACCGUUUUUUCUCAUGUACGCGAAGUUGGAGGAGGAGCAUGGUCUUGCAAGACAUGCGAUGGCAGUCUACGAUCGAGCUUCGACAUCACUUCCACCCAAUGAACAAUACGAGAUAUUCAACAUCUAUAUUAAAAGAGCUGCAGAGAUAUUUGGGGUCACACAUACGAGAGAUAUCUACGAAAAAGCAAUUGAAGCUUUACCAAAUGAAUUUGCUCGUGAGAUUUGUACAAGAUAUGCAGACUUGGAGAAAAAACUUGGAGAAAUUGACAGAGCCCGCGCAAUCUACAGUUACUCAUCACAAAUGUGUGACCCGAGGACAAGUGGGAAUUUUUGGAAAACUUGGCACGACUUUGAAGUUAGACAUGGAAACGAAGACACAUUUAGGGAAAUGCUGAGGAUAAAAAGGACAGUGCAGGCACAAUAUAAUACUCAGGUCAAUUUCAUGUCAGCUCAACUGUUGGCAGCUCAAGCAGCAGCUAAAGAUGACGAAUCAAAGAAUGAAAUGGAGAAACUGGAAGCUGCUGCUAAUGUCUUGGCCGAAGAAGCGAAGAAAGACAAACCAUCUGCUGCAGCCAAUCAAAAAGGCGUUUUGUUUGUCAGGGGUGAGACGACACAGCCGGCUGAAUUGAGUGACGUUGCCACAACGGUCAAUCCAGAAGAAAUAAGUCUAGAAGAUGAAGAUGAUGACAGCAGUGACGAAGAGGACCAAAGAGACGAUAUCCAGUUAGAGCAAAAGCAGGUUCCGGCUGAGGUUUAUGGUGGUCUCAAGCCGCAGUGAAAAAAGAUGAAUACCAAGGACAAAAGUUUAAAACACAAGAACAGGCUGACGUAUUAUUCAUGAAUAUUUUCUUCAAGAAAUCGUAAUAUUCUACAGGAUAUUUCCAUGCUGCUGUAGGAAUUAGAAUCUCCUCGUUGCAAACAGACUUAAUAAUGUGACUUAACUUGAAUGCUUUCAAUCUCUUGCUUAUCGAGUUCGAAAGUAAAUGAUUCAAGUUUUAGGCCAAUAGUUUUUAUCCUCUUCUGAACUGAACAGUCUUGCUUUCAUUUCAUUUUUUUAUUUUUCUUUGUUACAAAAGCAGUAAAACACACAUGUUUUUAAUAUUAAAAAUGCUUAAACAAGCAGUGUCUAAUGACAGCAGUUCAAGGCAUACGAGCUAAUGAGUUUAUUUCUUGGAAUUGA
This is a messenger RNA of Rhopilema esculentum, 3070 nucleotides long. Its product is annotated as pre-mRNA-splicing factor SYF1. Gene Ontology annotation, molecular function: protein binding. Gene Ontology annotation, biological process: generation of catalytic spliceosome for first transesterification step; mRNA splicing, via spliceosome. Gene Ontology annotation, cellular component: U2-type catalytic step 2 spliceosome; post-mRNA release spliceosomal complex; Prp19 complex. The record is from RefSeq and is a predicted model, not a curated record. NCBI's taxonomy places the organism in Eukaryota, Metazoa, Cnidaria, Scyphozoa, Rhizostomeae, Rhizostomatidae.